Messenger RNA from Telopea speciosissima, 2330 nucleotides. RefSeq names its product pentatricopeptide repeat-containing protein At3g09060. Lineage: Eukaryota; Viridiplantae; Streptophyta; Magnoliopsida; Proteales; Proteaceae. The record is from RefSeq and is a predicted model, not a curated record. The transcript has a single exon. Bases 64 to 2169 code for a protein of 701 amino acids. Gene Ontology annotation, molecular function: protein binding.
UCGACUGCUAUGAACACGAACAUGAAACUUGGAGGACAGAUAAUAUUCCCACAGAAAUGAGAAAUGAAAUUCAACGAAACCCCUUUCAGCCCUGGUCGCAUCUCCAAAACCCUCUCGCCAAAAGAGGUAUUGAAGCUCCUCAAAGCGGAGAAAGACACUAUCUCCGCUCUCUCCCUCUUCGAUUCAGUUUCUCAAAAUCCUGGUUACUCCCACACACCCCACGUCUUCCAUUAUAUCAUCCGACGCCUAGCCGCUUCGAAACUCGUAGCUCAGGUCACCCGGCUCGUCGACCUCAUCCGAGCUCAGCAAUGCAAAUGCUCCGAGGACGUUGCCUUGUCGGUCAUCAAAGUUUACUCGGAGAACUCGAUGCCGGAUAAAGCGUUGGCAGUCUUCCACCGGAUGAACGAGAUUUUUGGGUGCCAACCGGGCAUUCGAUCUUACAAUUCCCUCCUUAAUGCUUUCGUUAGGUCGAAUCGGUGGGACCAUGCUGAGUCAUUCUUUCGGUAUUUCGAAAGCGCCGGGGUUUCUCCCAAUUUACAGACCUACAAUGUCCUCAUCAAGAUUUUCUGCAAGAGAAAUCGGUUUGACAAGGCCAGGGGCCUGUUGGAUUGGAUGCGAACUCGGGGCUUCGAACCUGACAUCGUCAGUUAUGGUACGGUUAUAAGUAGUCUGACAAAGUGUGGAAAUUUAUCGAAUGCAUUGGAACUGUUCGAGGAAAUGUUUGACAGGGGUAUUUCCCCUGAUGUUGUCUGUUAUAAUAUUCUGAUCGAUGGGUUCUUCAAGAGAGGGAAUUUCGUCAAGGCCAUGGAGAUUUGGGAGAGGUUAUUAAGAGCAUCUCCCGCUUAUCCUAGUGUUGUCACUUAUAAUAUUAUGCUUAAUGGUUUGUGUAAGUGUGGCAAGUUCGAUGAGAGUUUAAAGAUAUGGCAAAGGAUGACGAUGAAUGGGCGUCUCCCUGAUUCAUUUACUUACAGCACUUUGAUACAUGGGUUAUGUGAGUCUGGGGAUGUCAACGGGGCUUUGAGGGUUUAUACAACUAUGAUUGAAGGUGGGGCAGCUGCUGAUGUGGUUAUAUGUAAUUCGCUGCUGCAUGGGCUUUGUCGAGCUGGUAAUAUUAGUGAGUCAUUUCGGUUGUGGGAAUCAAUGAGAAAUAGGGGUUGUCUUAACAGUGUUAGCUACAACAUUUUGAUUAGAGGUUUCUUUGAGAAUCGAAAAGUGGACGAUGCAAUCUCAAUUUGGGAAUCGUUGCCAGAGAAUGGUUGCAUCCCAGAAGCAACAACUUACGGGGUUUUAAUUCAUGGGCUGUGUGAAAACGGAUACUUGAACAAGGCACUGCAAGUACUGAAAGAAGCUGAAGAUGGAGGGGCAGAUCUGGAUGUGUUUGCCUACUCCUCAUUGGUUAAUGGUCUAUCCAGAGAAAAUAGAGUAGAUGAAGCUGUUUGUAUCACUGAUCGAAUGGUUAAACAUGGAUGCAAACCGAAUUCUGAGACUUACAAUGCACUAAUUAAUGGUUUCAUUCGAGCUUCUAGAUUCAUUGAUGCUUUCCGCACUUUUCAGGAAAUGGUUGGCAAGGGCUGCAUUCCUACUGUUGUUACUUACAAUACUCUCAUAUCCAGUUUGUGUAGGGCAGAAAGAUUUGAUGAGGUCUUUACUCUUGUGAAAGACAUGCUAGCAAAAGGUUUUGAACCGGACAUGGUCACAUAUAGCUCUUUGAUGGAUGGUCUCUGUCGUGACAAGAAGACCAAAGAGGCUCUUGUGUUGUGGGGUGAAGUGCUUGAUAAGGGCUUCAAGCCUGAUGUUAUCAUGCACAAUAUUUUAAUUCAUGGGCUUUGCUCUGUGGGUAGAGUAGAAGAAGCUCUGCAGGUCCAGUCAGAGAUGAAACGUAAAAAGUGCAUCCCAAAUCUUGUGACAUAUAACACACUCAUGGAUGGGCUGUACAAGGCAGGAGACUAUGAAAAAGCGUCAGAGAUUUGGGAUCAAAUAUUAGAAGAUGGGCUGCAGCCUGAUAUAAUCUCUUAUAAUAUAUCUCUCAAUGGGCUCUGUUCUUGCAAUAGAAUCUGUGAUGCUUUGAGGUUGUUGGAUGAUGCCUUGGCCCAGGGAGUACUUCCAACUAAAGUCACUUGGCACAUACUUGUGAAAACAGUUCUCAGUACUGGCAAUUAUUCAACCUGAUCUCUUAGAAAGAUACAAUGUGUUGAAGGCUAGGUACUGCUGGACAGGCUGUGAUUUGACUUGCCCCUCGUUUCUGAAGUGGUUGUAGUAGGUGGAAUGGUGGUGGAUCUUAAAGUACUACAGUGAGACUAAGAUGAAAAAAGUUCUUUGAACUCAGCUAA